AAUUGUGUGCUCAGUAUGUCCCAUUAUCCCCUUCUUGCUCUGUGGUCUUGGCUUCUUAUUUUGUUUCAAUUUUUUCCUUGUUCCCAGCUCACUGAAUGCCUCUGCUAUAUCAGCAGUGCAUAAAAUUGUUUUGUCUUAGCUUGAGAGCUACCUAACCCGAACCUGAACAUGACCCUUUUCAUUAAAUGGGCUCAAAAUUGAUAGCCCUAAUUCUGGCACCUAUAUUUGAUGAUCCAGUAAUCGGAUAUUUGAUACAUGCCAACACAGAGCUCGAUUGGAUGAUAAUGGCUGCUCCUGCAUAUGUGAAACAAGGCACCUAUGACUUCAAUGAUGAUGAUGAUGAUGAUGGGCCCCUAGUUUUUAAAAGGGGUAGCAACUCAACUUCUAAGCAAAAUCAGUUAAACCUCGAAACAAGGAAGCCUCUAUUGUCAUCUCAGAACUCUAAUGGUCAAAGCUCAAAUGUCCAAAAGGGUAAAAACGCUGUUCCAUCUUCCAAGGCAUCACCAGUGAAAUCUCCAAUUGGAAGCCCUAAAGCAUCAACUUCAUCUGUGAUGGCAUCUUCAGUGAAGUCACUGGUGCCAAAUUCAAAAGCCUCAAGUUCUUUAGAUGAACACAUGAAACAGGCAUCCAAACAUAAUACAUCUAAUGUUGUCAAGGAGGAUAUCAAUUCUGUUAAACGUGAAUCAAAUGAUGCUGAAGAUGAUUCUGAGGAUGAUCUGCCAUUGAGUUCUAGAAUUAAGGGAACCAACAGAAGUGCACCUAAUGUUGUCAAAGAUGAAGAUUCAGAUGAUGAUAAUACCCCUUUAUCCAAGAAGUACAUAAUGAAGUCGAGUACAGGGACAUUGGAUAGUAAGCCCAACAACUCUAGCUUAAAGAAACCUUUGGCUUCGAAAAUUCUAGAGAAUGGUUCCAUUAUGAGGGACAAACAACAGAAAACAUCUCAGCUGCCAACUAAGAGACCUAUAGAUAAGCCUAAUUCAUCCGAUCAGUCUUCUUCUAAAAAGCCUAAGCUUUCUGAUGUAUCUACAACAACAAAAAUUAAGCAAGUGACAGUCAAGCCAGAACAGAAGGCAGAUGAUGAUGCCUGUGACAAUGUUGUGCUUAGUCAGAGAAAGAAGAUGGGCUCUUCGGAUAAUAAAUUACCAUCUUCCAAGCAAAAUGCAACAAAAGUUGCUUCUUCUUCAGUUCAAAAGAAGAAUAUUAAGAACAAGAAACAAAUUAAAAAUGCAAAAUAUUCCAAGUCAACAAAAAUGCAACCUAGUUCCACAGAUGGGCAGAAAAAGUGGACUACCUUGGUUCACAAUGGUGUCAUUUUUCCACCUCCAUACCAGCCUCACAGCAUUAAGAUUCUCUACAAGGGGCAGCCAGUUAAUUUGACUCCUGAACAAGAGGAGGUUGCAACAAUGUUUGCAGUUAUGAAAGAUACAGAUUACAUGCAAAAACCAAAAUUUCUUGAGAACUUCUGGACUGAUUGGCGAAAAUUAUUGGGGAAGAACCAUGUGAUACAGAAGUUGGAAGACUGUGAUUUCACCCCAAUAUAUGAAUGGCAUCAGCAGGAGAAGGAGAAGAAAAAACAAAUGAGUACAGAAGAGAAGAAGGCCUUGAAAGAAGAGAAGUUGAAGCAAGAGGAGAAGUACAUGUGGGCUAUUGUUGAUGGUGUCAAAGAGAAGGUAGGAAAUUUCAGAGUUGAACCACCUGGGCUGUUCCGAGGCCGGGGAGAGCAUCCAAAGAUGGGAAAGCUGAAAAAGCGCAUCCGUCCAAGUGAUAUUACCAUAAAUAUUGGAAAGGAUGCCCCAAUUCCUGACUGCCCUAUUCCUGGUGAAAGUUGGAAAGAAGUGAAGCAUGAUAAUACUGUUACAUGGUUGGCUUUCUGGAAUGAUCCAAUCAAUCCAAAAGAAUUCAAAUAUGUCUUUUUGGCAGCCAGCAGUUCCUUGAAGGGGCAAAGUGACAAGGAGAAAUAUGAGAAGGCAAGAAAGUUGAAGGACUACAUAUGGAACAUCAGAGCAGCCUACCAAAAGGAUUUUAAGAGUAAAGAUCUUACAAAGAAGCAAAUAGCAGUUGCUACAUAUCUUAUUGAUAAGCUAGCUCUUAGGGCGGGUAAUGAGAAGGAUGAUGAUGAAGCCGAUACUGUUGGUUGUUGUACAUUAAAAGUAGCAAAUGUAGAGUGUAUUCCUGGAAGUUCUAAUUUGAAGUUUGACUUCCUUGGAAAAGAUUCCAUUCGAUACGAAAACACAGUUGAGGUUAAGCAUGAGGUGUAUGAAGCUAUUGGAACUUUCCAGAAGGGGAAAAAGCAAACGGAUGAUCUUUUUGACAAGCUGGAUACAACUAAACUGAAUGCUCACCUGAAGGAACUUAUGCCUGGCCUUACAGCAAAAGUUUUUCGUACAUACAAUGCAUCAAUCACAUUGGAUGAAAAGUUGUAUGAGGAAACUGAAGAUGGGGAUGUCGCAGAAAAAGUUGUCAUUUAUCAACGAGCAAACAAAGAGGUUGCGAUCAUUUGUAAUCACCAGCGUACUAUCUCAAAAUCUCAUGGUGCACAAAUGUCAAGGUUGACUGAGAAAAUUGAGGAACUCAAGGCCACCCUUAAAGAGCUGAAAAUUGAUUUGGACAGGGCAAAGAAGGGGAAACCCCCAUUAAAGGAUUCUGCUGGAAAGCGAAAGAGGAACCUGAGUCCGGAAGCCAUAGAGAAAAAGAUAGCAUCUACCAAUCAGAGGAUUGAGAAAAUGGAAUUGGCUAUGAAGACCAAAGAGGAUCUGAAAACUGUGGCUUUAGGGACGUCCAAAGUCAAUUACCUUGAUCCUAGGAUCACUGUGGCAUGGUGCAAACGACAUGAAGUUCCAAUUGAAAAGAUAUUCAACAAAUCUCUUCUGGCAAAGUUUGCCUGGGCAAUGGAUGUGGAUCCCCAAUUCAGAUUCUGAUCCUCCACUGCGACCACCUCCCAAAAAGGAAAAAAGAAAACCAACCUAAAAAAGUCAUAAAAAAGAGUACAAUUCCUGUUCUUUCAUCACCCUCAUUACAGUUUAUUUGAACAUAUAUAUUCUUUUCCUCAUGUUCAAGCAGAAAAAUUAAUGUUGUAUGUUCAAUCUAAUCUAAUCAUGUGGCGAUUUGCCCUCUUCUUUA
Molecule: messenger RNA, 3120 nt
Organism: Manihot esculenta (cassava)
Lineage: Eukaryota; Viridiplantae; Streptophyta; Magnoliopsida; Malpighiales; Euphorbiaceae
Product: DNA topoisomerase 1 alpha
Exons: 16
Coding region: 186-2918 (910 amino acids)
Biological process (GO): DNA replication; DNA topological change; chromosome segregation
Cellular component (GO): nucleolus; chromosome
Molecular function (GO): DNA binding; DNA topoisomerase type I (single strand cut, ATP-independent) activity
Source: RefSeq, a predicted model, not a curated record